AUGUCCGACUAUCCCGGAGCCCAGACCGGGAACCGCAAGGACGCCUUCGCCGAUGCCGUGCAGAGGGCCCGCCAGAUUGCAGCAAAAAUUGGCGCGUGAUGCCACCGGUGGAGUGAAUAACACCCCAGAAUUUAACUUUGGCGGUCAAAAGAGGCAGCUUGAAGAUGGAGACCAACCAGAGUGCAAGAAACUGGCAACGCAAAGUGAACCUAUUGCCCAGCCACUUGCGCCAGUUCUUCCUCCUCGGUCGGCUACACUGACUGAAGAGUAUCGUGUCCCAGACGGCAUGGUGGGACUUAUCAUCGGCCGUGGUGGGGAACAGAUAAAUAAGAUCCAACAAGAGUCGGGAUGUAAAGUUCAGAUUUCUCCAGACAGUGGAGGUUUACCAGACAGAGUUGUGUCGUUGACAGGCUCUCCAGAUUCAGUUCAAAAAGCCAAGAUGAUGCUUGAUGAAAUAGUUGCACGGGGUCGUGGGGGACCACCUAGUCAGUUCCAUGACAACUCCAAUGGACAGAACGGAUCUUUACAAGAGAUCAUGAUCCCUGCCGGAAAAGCUGGGCUGAUUAUUGGCAAGGGUGGAGAAACCAUCAAACAGUUACAAGAGCGUGCUGGGGUCAAGAUGAUCCUUAUUCAAGAUGCCUCACAGGGCACUAAUGUGGACAAGCCUCUUCGAAUUGUUGGAGAACCAUUCAAAGUGCAGCAAGCCUGUGAGAUGGUUAUGGAUCUCUUGAGAGAAAGAGAUCAAGGUAACUUUGGAGGAGGAAAUGAAUAUGGUUCCCGAGGAGGAAUAGAUGUACCUGUCCCACGGCAUUCUGUGGGGGUGGUCAUUGGACGGAAUGGGGAGAUGAUUAAGAAGAUUCAGAAUGAUGCUGGUGUCAGGAUACAGUUUAAACAAGAUGAUGGGACUGGUCCCGAUAAGAUAGCACACAUCAUGGGUCCACCAGACAGGUGUGACCAUGCAGCCAGGAUUAUUGGGGACCUGCUGCAGAGUUUGAGGAGUGGUCCACCUGGACCCCCAGGCCCUGGCAUGCCACCAGGUGGCAGAGGAAGAGGCAGAGGGCAAGGACCAUGGGGACCUCCUGGUGGUGAAAUGACAUUCUCUAUUCCCACUCAUAAAUGUGGCCUGGUAAUUGGCCGAGGUGGGGAGAACGUCAAGGCAAUUAACCAGCAGACAGGAGCAUUUGUGGAGAUCUCCCGACAACCGCCACCUAACGGUGACCCCAACUUUAAAAUGUUCAUUAUCCGUGGCUCACCACAGCAGAUUGACCAUGCCAAACAGCUAAUUGAAGAAAAAAUUGAGGGCCCUCUUUGUCCGAUUGGGCCUGGCCCUCCCGGUCCUGGUCCAUCUGGACCCAUGGGACCAUUCAACCCAGGCCCUUACCCACCCGGACCUCCAGGAGCUCCUCCACAUCCGGGUCCUCCGCCACCACCUCCCCCACACCAAUAUCCUCCACAAGGUUGGGGAAGCACGUAUCCCCAGUGGGGGCAGCCGCCAGCUCCUCACGACCCCACAAAACCUCCAGCCCCCACAGACCCCAGUGCAGCCUGGGCUGCUUAUUACUCACACUAUUACCAGCAGCCUCCUGCCCCCGUCCCUGGACAACCUCCUGCUGUCCCCGUCCCGCCACCACAAGGAGAACCGCCACAGCAGCCCCCACCUGCCAGCCAGCCUGACUACACAAAGGCCUGGGAAGAAUAUUACAAGAAGAUGGGUCAGCAGACACCUCAACCUGCAGGACAGCCAGACUAUACAAAAGCAUGGGAGGAAUAUUACAAGAAACAAGCUCAAGCAGCGGCCGCCGCAGCAACUGCUGGUGCUCCAGCUGCAACAGCGGCAGCAGCCACCGCCACAGCAGCAGCAACUGCCCCACCUGCAGUCCAGCCAGACUAUAGUGCGGCAUGGGCAGAGUAUUACAGACAACAAGCAGCAUACUAUGGACAGGCACCAGGAGCCCCACCCACACAACCUCCUCCAGCACAGCCAGGGCCACAG
Molecule: messenger RNA, 1993 nt
Organism: Staurois parvus
Lineage: Eukaryota; Metazoa; Chordata; Amphibia; Anura; Ranidae
Source: the annotation of a GenBank genome assembly